UUCGAUCAAUAAAGUUACCAAAGUAUCCGUUCGAUGUAAAUAAUUCAAAAAUUCAAGGUUACAAACCAGCUGGAAGAUUAAAUGUCAAUUCUAAACCACUUACUCCACCAUUGACGCCCACAAAUGGAUCGUUUUCACCUUUUUCACCCGAUUCAUCGAAAAUGGACCUAGACGAACAUCGAACAUUUGACAUGGGUUCUGAUUUAUCAAAUGAAGUUCAGACUACUGAGUCACAAAUAUUGAUGGAUGCCACGAUGGAUAAUGAUAGUACAUCAGAAAUUAAAUCAGCUGAAAUGAAACCUAUUUCCUUUGAUACUUCAAAUAUUUCAGAAAAAAACAUAUCGGUGACGAAUAAAUCAACAUCAAACAGUUCUGGAUUGGAAAUGCUUGCUUCGCUGAGUACUGCUUUGAAAAACCAAGAAGUAACUGAUCCCAUAAUCAAUAAUUUAGAAGUACUAAAUUUAACUAAUGUUAAUUCAAAAAAUCUUAUGGAUGAAAUGAAUAUCCCGCAGAAAGUCGUACCGAUUGAGGUAGAACAUAACGGACUAGAUAAGUCUAAUCAGGGUGGUACGAACGAGAUGCAAACUAAUCAUGUAUCCGAUGGCCGUGCUCGAAGUAUAAAGAGAGUAAUACGAUAUAGGCCGUUGAAAAAUUAUGAAAUAUUCGAUCUUCAUUCUUCCAAAUUUGCAAUUGAGUUAAGACAACAAAUUCAAGCGGAUUCGCCAGUUUAUAAUGAGUCUAAUAUCGUUAAUCAAUUACGAGAAUUUGCCGAAUCAAAGAAUUACUCGCAGGAUUCCAGAAUUAAAUUUAUAAAAUCCAUUAAAGAAUUCGUUAAAGCUUCACGGAAAAAUAAUCUGUUGCGAGAAGUUGAACUUGUUAUCAGCGAUCUAGAAACUGGUUUGUCUAAUUCCACUGAUCGAUCUAUAAAGAAG
Molecule: messenger RNA, 932 nt
Organism: Racocetra persica
Lineage: Eukaryota; Fungi; Glomeromycota; Glomeromycetes; Diversisporales; Gigasporaceae
Source: the annotation of a GenBank genome assembly